CUCUUAGAUGGGUUGAUCUUAGGUAAGACAUCAUAUCUUUUGGGUUUACUUGUUAUCGUUGAGUCUCGACCGGAGGCACUCGCUUAGGUAUAUACAAUGCUUACCUAAAUUGUGUGAUACUAUCUAAAUAUGCAUCUCAGUUGCAACAAUUUUUUUCCUCAUCUAAAAGCAUGUCCCGGAUAAUAUUUACAAUGUGAACAGAUAACAUCAUUGGCUAUAUGAUCUGGGAAUGGGAUUUUAUUGAAGGGCGGAAAGGAAGCAAGAUGGUCCAACCAAAAAUGAGGCCAGUACAAGUUGAAGCAAGAGUCGUCUCAACCAAAAAUGAGGUUGCGCGUCUCCUUGGAGAUAAUGCCUUGGCUAUUGAAGUAGUAUCUGGUGCUUGGUUGCAGUUGUUGCAGGAUAUUCGCCCAAAGGCGAAUAAGUUGCCGGUAGGACCACGCGUGGUGAGAAAUCUGAAUUUUCCAAGAUGGACUUACCAUGAAAAUUUACCAAUCACAAAGAACAAGAACCCGAACGCAACAGGAAAUUGCAUCACUUUCAAGUCAAAAAGCAGCGACUAUAUAGACAUGAAGAAAACAACCUAUAAAUAG
Molecule: messenger RNA, 590 nt
Organism: Helianthus annuus (common sunflower)
Lineage: Eukaryota; Viridiplantae; Streptophyta; Magnoliopsida; Asterales; Asteraceae
Exons: 3
Coding region: 219-590 (123 amino acids)
Source: RefSeq, a predicted model, not a curated record